AUGAGCUCAAGUACAGACCCAGUACCUACACCAGAAUCAGCGCUCGAUGUGUCCACGAAGAAUUAUGAAGAUAUGUCCUCCGAAGAGCGUGCCGAGUACGAUCGGCUUGAGAGAAAACGUGAAGAAGAGGAACAGGCCACACUUCCCUAUAAGUGGAGACAAGAGUUAGGGGAAGUAGAUGUCACGCUCGAGGUGCCGAAAGGGACGAGGGCCAAAGAUCUUGACGUGAAGAUCACCAAGACUACCCUGAAGGUUGGCCUCAAAGGGGAGGAACCAAUCAUUGAGGGGCAAUUAUGCAAAGAAAUUAAAGUGGAGGACAGUACAUGGACCAUCGAGGACCAAUCUAGAGUAUUGGUCCACCUCGAGAAGGUUAAUAACAUGACAUGGUGGGAGAACGUAGUGAAGCAUCAUCCAAAGCUCGACACCAAGAAAUUCAACCGGAGAACAACACGAGCUUUGGUGGAGAAGAUGAUGUUCGAUAACCAGCAAAAGCAACUUGGAAAGCCUACAUCGGACGAGCUCAAGAAACAAGAGGCACUCAAAAAGUUCCAGGCCCAGCAUCCAGAACUUGAUUUUUCGAAGGUCAAGAUCUCUUAACAACACAGAUUUGUCAUCAAAUAUGUACCUGAUUGAUGCACACGAGUUCAU
Molecule: messenger RNA, 648 nt
Organism: Cantharellus anzutake
Lineage: Eukaryota; Fungi; Basidiomycota; Agaricomycetes; Cantharellales; Hydnaceae
Product: putative nudC protein
Exons: 7
Coding region: 1-597 (198 amino acids)
Biological process (GO): protein folding
Cellular component (GO): cytoplasm
Source: RefSeq, a predicted model, not a curated record